Caenorhabditis elegans is the source of this 1933-nucleotide messenger RNA. RefSeq names its product NEPrilysin metallopeptidase family (gene nep-24). Bases 1 to 1704 code for a protein of 567 amino acids. The transcript is spliced from 10 exons. Gene Ontology annotation, molecular function: metallopeptidase activity; metalloendopeptidase activity. Lineage: Eukaryota; Metazoa; Nematoda; Chromadorea; Rhabditida; Rhabditidae. Gene Ontology annotation, biological process: proteolysis. The record is from RefSeq and is marked reviewed.
AUGAGUCUACAAAAAGCCAAGGAAAAGCUGCCAGGAUUUAUGCUUCUUCUUCUUCUCACCUGUACUGCUCCACUCGCCAUCGGAGCAACAACUCCUGCUACCCGAAAUGUCUGUAAUACUCCAGCAUGCAUCACUCUUGCUCACAUGUUGCACAACUACCACGACCCAUCAGUUGAUCCGUGUGACAACUUCCACCAAUUCGCUUGCGGGAGAGAGCAUGAGCACGAAACGGAAGAUAUUUACACGAAAAAAACAAAAACCAUCAAUAAUAUAAUGAAAAGAUUUCUAAAAAAGAACGAGACGUCAAGAUCGAAGUCGGAGAAUGCUAUGAGAACCUUGUAUAAAGCGUGUAAAACCUUGGAGAAAAAUUCCACAGCCAGUCGUAACAAAGCUCUUCAGGACAUUUUCCAAGAUAUUCAGAGCAUUGGGGCUUGGCCAGUGGUGGAUGAUAAGUGGGAUGAGUCGAAAUUCGAUCUGAAUGAUUUCCUUGUUAAUCUAGUGAGGUUGGGAAGAAAAAAUUUUGGACUAUUUCAAAUGGCACGGUAUGUAAACGUUCGAAAUUUUGCUAUAGGCCCAGAAGCAGCUUGGCGUCACAACGUAGAUCUCGGAAAGACAAUUUCCGAGAUUCUGAAAGCUAAUUCUGUUCAGACGAACAAUAAGAAGCUUCUAGACGAUUUGGCAGAGUAUGUUAAUUUGGAGAAGGCGUUAAGCCAGCACAAGUUCAACACAGUUCAACCAGGAUAUAUUUUUUCUGAGCGAUCAGAUUUUGUGUCAAGUGUGAAUUUUUCAAGGCUCGUCUUGGAAAUGAUGAGCCCCGACAAAAGAACUUUAUUCCCGGAAGUGUAUCAGAUUAUGUACCUAACCAACACCUCGCUGUUUUUUGGAAAAAAUAAUAAUCUUGAAACAAUCAUUCGGAACACUUCUAAAAGAGCAUUGGCCAACUACUUGAUCUUCAAAUUCAUCGAUACGUCUAUCGCAGACCUGACAUAUGGUUCCCCAUCGGCAUUUUGCGAACAGAAAGUCAUCAACUUUCUCCCUCGUGCUGCUCUUCGUGCAUUCUAUCGCAACUUUAUAAGUAAGGAGAAUCGGAAGAAAAUCACCAAAUUGACUGAAGCCACCCAAGUUCAACUGUUGAAGAUCAUCGGCGCAACUGAUUGGAUGAGCAUUAAAUCGAAGAAAAUCGCGAUGGAUAGAGUCAGCAGUAUGAAUAUGGUAAUUGGAUAUCCAGACUAUUUUGAUCCACCGGGAAAACUGGAUGGACUAUUCGAACAUCUCAAUCUGUCUUCAUCUGACACUUAUUACACGGUUGUCAGAAAAAUCAAUCGAUUCAUGCGUGAACAAGAGAUGGACUAUUAUACCGGAGAAGUGCCGUACUAUCCAUUGUUCCCGGGACUUAUGACUAAUGCCAUGUAUAACGCGAAUGAUAAUAAUCUAAUGAUCUUUGCCCCAUUCUUCGAUGAUCCAUUUUUCGACUCUAGUUUCCCGGACUAUGCAAACAUCGCAUUCACUUCGAACACACUUGCUCAUGAAAUGGGACACACUUUCAGCCCGCAUUUGAUGGAUAUAAUGACUGGUACAACAGAAGUUUGGCUAACACCGAAGGAGACAGAGGAGUACGAAAAGAGGGUGAAAUGCCUGGAAGAUCAAUAUACUGAGUAUGACGAUCCGGAGUACGGGAGAAUUGCAAAAAGCUGUAUAGUUUGAAAAAAUACUCAAUUUUAUUAAACAUUCAGUAUAAUGGAUCGAUGGUGAUCGAUGAGAUAGUAGCAGAUCGGAUUGCAAUUGAUGUUAAUUGGAGGGAUUUCAAGAGUUCGGAUCGAUCGAAGGAUCAGAAGAUCAUUGGAUUCGAGGACUACAAUCUGGACCAACUGUUCUUCCGUAUUUCAGCUAUGAGCUUCUGUACGCCGGCUCCACUUUCGCUAGAAGUGUCUAA